Messenger RNA from Balaenoptera ricei (Rice's whale), 7039 nucleotides. It is a transcript of the gene ANO5, whose product is annotated as anoctamin 5. Gene Ontology annotation, molecular function: protein dimerization activity; chloride channel activity. NCBI's taxonomy places the organism in Eukaryota, Metazoa, Chordata, Mammalia, Artiodactyla, Balaenopteridae. The transcript has 22 exons. Gene Ontology annotation, biological process: chloride transmembrane transport. The record is from RefSeq and is a predicted model, not a curated record. Gene Ontology annotation, cellular component: plasma membrane. The coding region runs from base 45 to 3524 and encodes 1159 amino acids.
GGUUCUCUUCGAGUGCCGCCCAUGCUAGGCGGAGGGCUGGGCAGAUGGAAGAGGACCAGGCCAACUGGCUGAGGACGCAGCUGGCCCGUCGGCUGGCAUCGGAGGAUAGUUCAGAGAGAGCGGAGGCGGCAGCCCGGGAGAACCCGGAGAACCAGGAGCCCGGGACGAGGGCCAACCCGGUGGGAUGGGACCAGCAAGGCCUGUUGAGAAGGGAGCUGCCCGGCCGAGGGGCCCGGGAGACAGCGGGCCCCAAAGAGGGACAGGAGGCGGCGGAGCCGGGGCCGAGUGAAUCAGAGGGCGGGAGCGAAGAGGGGCGGGGUGGCCUGGAGCCCGGCGGACCGGGGGGCGGGGAGAUGGAGGCCCCCGUGGAGGACUUGGGGAGGAGUAGAGAGAGGCGGGGAGAGAGCGCCCAGGCGGACUCAAAAGAAGCGCCGCCAGAGAGCCAGAGGAGACAGGGCUCGUGGAAGCCGGGAGACCAGCAGCCCGGCACGUUGCGGGAAACGUACUGGGAGAGGUCCCAGAAGAGCUACAGGGAGAGGGCGGUGAAGCCGAGGGUCAAGGGCCAGGUCGAGUGGAAGUACCCGCUGGAGAAGAAGCCCAGCUGGCUGAAGCCCCCGACGCUGGUGGAACCCGAGGAGAAUGAGGUUUAUAAAGAGGAUCUCUUGAUCCCGGCGCAAGUGCGGCGGCCCACGAUCAGAUUCAGUCUCCAGGCCAGAUCUCGCCUCCAGUCGCGGCGGUCGGCAGUCUGCUGCCCCUCCAGCAGUGUCAUCAACGAGCUGGCGAAGAUGGGCGACCCGGAUGUCCUGGAAAUGGUGCAGGAGGAAGAGAGAAGAGCCGGGAGUGAAGAACGUUUUUUUGAAGUAAGUGAGCAGGACCUGAGCAGCAGAGAGUCCAGUUUUCUCAUCAGUGAAGAACCAAGGUCUGCAAAGCGAUACAAUUUGUUCCUGAGGCGGCGUCUUAUGUUUAAAAAAGAUGAACAAAGCAAAGAUUCUAUCUUCUUCCGAGAUGGGAUUAGGCAAAUUGAUUUUGUGCUUUCCUAUGUUGAUGACAUAAAGAAAGAAGCUGAACUGAAGGCAGAAAGAAGAAAAGAGUUUGAACAAAAUCUCAGAAAAAUAGGUCUUGAGUUGGAAAUUGAAGAUAAAAUGAACUCGGAAGAUGGGAAAACUUAUUUUGUCAAGAUCCAUGCCCCUUGGGAGGUAUUAGUUACUUACGCUGAAGUGUUGGGAAUCAAAAUGCCUAUUAAGGAGAGUGAUAUUCCUCGAGCUGACAAAAUCCCUUUUAGCUGUAUGCUUGGGCCUCUGAAGCUCCCAAGGAAUGUGAAGCAUCCUCAUGCUGAAUAUUUCACUGCCCAAUUCACCAGACAUCGGCAGGAGCUCUUCCUCAUUGAAGAUGAGUCAAGCUUCUUUCCAUCCUCAUCAAGAAACAGAAUUGUUUAUUAUAUUCUCUCACGGUGUCCUUUUGGCAUAGAGGAUGGGAAGAAAAGGUUUGGGAUUGAAAGACUGCUAAAUUCUCACACUUAUUCAUCUGCCUUUCCACUCCAUGAUGGUCAAUACUGGAAGCCAUCAGAACCUCCUAAUCCUGUCAAUGAAAGGUACACACUUUGCCAGAACUGGGCUCGGUUUUCCUAUUUUUACAAGGAACAGCCUUUUAAUUUGAUUAGGGAUUAUUACGGAGAAAAAGUUGGCAUCUAUUUUGUCUUUCUCGGAUUUUACACAGAAAUGCUGUUUUUUGCAGCUAUAGUUGGCUUAGCUUGUUUUAUUUACGGCUUAUUAUCGAUGCAUGAUAACUCAAGCAGCACUGAGAUCUGUGACCCUGAGAUUGGGGGUCAGAUUAUCAUGUGCCCACUCUGUGAUGUAAUGUGUGACUAUUGGAGACUAAAUUCUACGUGUUUGGCUUCAAAGUUCUCCCAUUUAUUUGACAAUGAGUCAACAGUGUUCUUUGCAAUAUUCAUGGGAAUUUGGGUCACAUUGUUUUUGGAGUUUUGGAAGCAGCGACAAGCCAGACUGGAGUAUGAGUGGGACCUGGUGGACUUUGAGGAGGAACAGCAGCAGCUCCAGCUGAGACCUGAAUUUGAAGCGAUGUGCACACACAGGAAAAUUAACGCAGUGACUAAGGAGAUGGAACCUUACUUGCCUCUGUGUAGUCGUAUUCCAUGGUACUUUUUAUCGGGAGCCACGGUGACUUUAUGGAUGUCUCUGGUCAUCGCGUGUAUGGUAGCUGUGAUUGUAUACCGCCUGUCAGUCUUUGCUACAUUUGCUAGCUUCAUGGAAAGUGAAGCAUCCUUAAAGCAUGUCAGAAGUUUCCUCACUCCCCAGAUAACCACAUCUCUCACUGGAUCGUGCUUGAACUUUAUUGUCAUCUUGAUCUUGAAUUUCUUUUAUGAAAGAAUAUCUGCCUGGAUUACAAAAAUGGAAAUUCCUCGGACUCACCAGGAGUAUGAGAGCAGUCUUACCUUGAAAAUGUUCCUGUUUCAGUUUGUAAAUUUUUACUCGUCCUGCUUCUAUGUGGCUUUCUUUAAAGGGAAGUUCGUGGGCUAUCCUGGAAAAUACACAUAUUUGUUUAAUGUGUGGAGAAGUGAAGAGUGUGAUCCUGGAGGCUGUCUAGUAGAAUUGACAACCCAGUUGACCAUCAUAAUGACUGGGAAACAGGUCUUCGGAAACAUUAAAGAAGCCAUUUAUCCCUUUGUUCUGAAUUGGUGGAGACGCCGAAAAGCUCGAACCAACUCUGAAAAGCUAUACAGUCGAUGGGAGCAGGACCAUGACCUUGAAACUUUUGGUUCUCUCGGGCUAUUCUAUGAGUACUUGGAAACAGUUAUCCAGUUUGGAUUUGUUACAUUAUUUGUGGCCUCUUUUCCUUUGGCUCCUCUUCUUGCUCUCUUGAAUAAUAUAAUAGAGAUUCGAGUGGAUGCCUGGAAGCUUACGACUCAGUACAGGAGACCUGUAGCUGCUAAGGCUCAUAGCAUAGGUGUUUGGCAAGACAUUCUUUAUGGAAUGGCUGUCCUUUCUGUUGCAACUAAUGCUUUUAUUGUUGCAUUUACAUCGGACAUGAUUCCCCGUUUAGUUUACUACUAUGCCUACUCAAAAAAUGCCAUUCAGCCUAUGAGAGGGUAUGUCAAUAACAGCCUGUCAAUAUUCCUGAUAGCCGAUUUUCCAAACCACACUGUACCUUCGGAAAAACGAGACUUCACCACUUGCAGGUACAGAGAUUACAGAAAUCCUCCUGAUCAUGAGGAUAAAUAUUUUCAUAGUAUGCAGUACUGGCAUGUCCUUGCUGCUAAGAUGACCUUCAUCAUAAUUAUGGAGCAUGUUGUGUUUCUAAUGAAAUUUUUGUUGGCGUGGAUGAUCCCUGAUGUUCCAAAAGAUGUCGUGGAAAGAAUCAAGCGAGAAAAGUUAAUGACUGUCAAGAUUCUCCAUGACUUUGAGCUUAACAAACUAAAAGAGAACUUGCGAAUGAAUUCUAGUGAUUUUGCCAAGCAUCUCAUUAUUCAGGAAAACAAAGUACAUCUGGCUAAAUCAGCAACCUAAUCAACAUAACAAGUAAGCCGCUGGUUGCCUGUCUGGCUUCACAGUUUUCCCUGGGUUUGGGGCCAGAAGCUGUGUGUCAAUUUUACCCUUUCUUCUUUUUUUCUUAACUCAAAGUUUUUGUACACUCAUAUAGAGGCCAACUUAGUGGAGGCUGGAAGAAUACCACUUGUCUGCUUCAUUGGCUGGGCCCUCCCCAGAUAUUGUUUUCUGGGGUUCUAUAAAUGAUUGUUAAAUGUAUGUGUGAAAUCAGAAUAUUGGAAGAUCAUGGGAUGUUGCAGUUUAGAAUUAAACACUGGAUGUGAGCUGUCCCAUCACCUUCCAGUGCAGCUGCACAUUUUCAUGGUCUUCAUUCUAUUGGGUUGUGUUAUAUCUCUGUCCCAUCAAGAAAAGUGUUGGGACAAAAAGAAAAGAAGUGAAGAGGUCUAUUGAGCCAUAUAUAUAUCCUGCCAUUUUAGACUAUGCAGAUGAAAAACCAAUAUCAGAUGAGAUAAGAAAACAUACAUAUUAAAAAUAUUGGGUAAAUAUCAUGGCAGGGGUUUGUUCCCAAAAUCAUCCUGAAUAAGGUAAACUUCCAUCAGAAUUCCAGAUAGUCCUUCCAGGUAAAUACAAAAUUGAUUUUUCAAGAGACUGAACAUUUGGGUUUCAGCAAAAGACUAACAACUAAUUUCUUUAAAUAUAACAUUUCAGAAACAGUAGUUUUAAGACUGGAUUGUCUUAUCUGGGAAACAGCAUUAAGAAGGUAUUAGAUUGUUUCAGGUCUUUAAGUAAAUGAAAGACAUAGAGAAGUGAGUGUGCCUUCUUAGUAUUUAAUGAAUGCAAGACAGUGUAUAUUGAUUAAUUUAUUGACUUCAAUCUAAAAAAUCAUUGAAUUAUUUUUAAAAAUAAUUUUUCUUCCACAACACCUAUUUUGCAUCAUGAAGCCUGUUUGAGCAUUAACUAUUUGCAUAGGUUAGGUACAAGUUGUUUAUGAAAUUCUAUCUCGUUUAAAGCAGUCUCAAAUCUUCUAAUGAGUUUACAAUUUUUUCUAUUGAUGCACUGCUGUACAAUGCUCGGUGCCUUGCUCCUAUGCCUUUGCCCCACAAGAUGUGGUUGUACUGUUGAUUUGAUGCGAUGUAACAUCUCAGGUGUGAGCUUCUUUUAGAGAAAUUGUUAGUUUAACAUCAAUCACAGAGCUUAACACCAAAUAUGGAUCAACCAAGUAAGAAUGAGGUGAUGGAUUUGAUAGCCAAGUAAAAAAAAUAUAUUCGUUGAAUUAUUUCUCUCAUAUUUAAGCCUGUGGCACAUGUACCCCAGUUCUUGUUCUUCUUUCCCUUAAAAAAUACUUAAUAUAUAUUUUAAACACUAUAGAGAGAUGUAGUUUAAUUUUAUAACAUUUGAAUCUCUAGUUUCAAAUUACACUUCAUUUUCAAAAGAAUAGUGUUUUUUAAUUGCACACAAAAGAAGAAACUUUAUUACAAGAUUUUUUAAAAAGUAGUGUUUCAUUAUUUGAUCCUAAUACGAUUUUAUAGAAUUGCCAGUAUUAAGUGUAUGGCAGGUAGUAUUAACUAAUGGUCAGUAUUAAGCAUUUAGAACCGAGGAUUAUGAAAUUAUAAAACCAUGAGACAGUUACCCCAGUAUUGGCAGUAAUUUAUCAUCCACUGGGUAGAUUUUAUGAACAUUUUUGCAUAAUUUGAAAUGAUCUCAUUAUUGAAGAAUGAUUUCACAUGUGGAGAUUAUUUUCUUUGAGAGGACCAGUUAGUGUUACUAUGAAAUUAGCCACAGAUGCAGUAUUUUUGCUUGUUAAAGCAAACUCUGUUACUAUGAUGUUGUACAGCUCAUACUGCUUCCUUCCUGAGAGCUAAUAAAAAUAAGGAAGAGCAUGGAAAUCAGUUUCUCAGAUAUAAGGUUUAAUUUUCAUAGGUUAACAGUGUUUAUAGAGCUAGACUGCAAGAUAAAUAAAGACAAGUUUAAUUCACAUGGUUAUCUGUACAUUGCAAUCUUAAAACAAAACAACUCAAGUGGCGGGUUUCUAGGAUGUACGGAGAAACUAGCAAGGGAAGAAAUAGUUUUUAAGAUAGGUAAAUAGUUCCUAUGAUAGGUAGAUAUUUUCCUUUUAAAAUGCUGACAAAUACUUUCUAUUCACAUUUCAAUUUUCUACCAAGAAGUUUCUCACAUCUUAAAAGGAAAUACAAGUAUCUCUCACUUUCCUAAAAGCUUGAUAAACAAAAUCCGAAGCCAAAUCGAUUCAGGCAGAUUUGUCUUGUCUAGUUAAACCCAUUAGUUAUUGUAAGAGGGCUGAGUUGAGCACCUGACUACCAGGUGUAAGUUGAUAUUUAUCAGCAUGGCAGAUGUUUUUAUAACUCAAUCAAAUCCAUAGUUAUUUUUUUCAGAAAUGUUCCAGAAAUCAUUUGAGACUUUAUUUGAAAUAAUAUGUAGUACAAAAAAAAAAAAAAAAAAAAAAACUCGUUUCAAAUGUCAUCUCAAAUUUUCACCUUCAUCAGUUUUUCUUUGCACAAAAGAAGCAGAAUCCAUUUCAAAACAUUUCUUUUAGAGGAACCCAUCAAGAAGAGGGGGGUGUCUUAAUUAAAUGGAAUGCUAUCUUAUUUUUGCUGCUUCUCGUGACUCCUCUUGACUUUAACAGUCUUCUUUUAACUAAGCCAUCAAGCAAAUUAUCAAGGAAAAGAAAAAGGAAAGAAGAAAAUAAAGAAGAGGAGGGACAGAGGAAGGAGAUAAGAGUUCCCUCCUUAUGAACCUGUGUGUGCUCCUAUGGGGAGAGAGGUGUUGUGAGGUGCAUUGUGCAGCUGUGGAUACUAAGAAGAAUGUCUCUUUCCCAAACCAUCUGAUGAGGGUGAGAGAAAAGCCAAAGAAAUUUCAGGUUGAAAACUAUUAUAUGUCAAAAGUAAAACUUUGAUUUCAAAGUGACUUUGUAGUGUCAGCUGCCAUGUGUAGCCCUGGGUCUCUGUUGAUUACUCCAGUUGAGGCUGAGGAAUUUGUGCCACUGAUUCAAAAGGUGAAUAUAUUGUUGUGAAAGAACCUCUUUUGUUUUUAAUCGUACCAGUUAUUAUGUCAUCAAAGAAUGUUAUUAAGGAAAAUAGCAUUGCAAGAAAUACCAUUGGUCAGGCUUAGAUGUCUGCUCACAUGAAUCCCUGUUGCUGUUAUGUUAUUUUUUUUUUUCUAGAUGGUAUUUUACUCCACUACUUUAUGUGUAAUAAUUCAAGUAUGUCAGUUAUUCCAGGAUUAUGUAAAAAUUCAGGAGAAUAUUAAAGCGUGGUUCAGUGUGUGUUAGAUACCUGCUUCCCUCUCCUAAAACUGUUCAACUAGGUGUGUCUUUCCUAUGAAAGAUUAUGUGCCAUGGUGUUAACCAAGAAAACAAGUGCUUUCUUUUCUUCUCUUUCUUUCUUUCUUCCAUUUUUUUUUGCAAGGAGGGUGGUAUGCAGGUACACAGGAAAAGUAUCUCUUAAGUUACAUAUACAUAAAUUUUAUAAAUCUCAAGAGAUUCAAAUAUGCACAAUGAAUAAAAUAGUAAUUUUAAACUA